AUGUCGCCAGCCCUUACCAUUGAUGAAGCAUCGCUUCCGCCACGUGCGGAUGCGUUCCAGAGACAACAGGAUGUCAACGCACAAGACGUCAACGAACAAGACAUGAGCGAUGUCGUUAUCGCAGGGGCUGGUCCGGCUGGGCUAAUGCUGGCGUCGACGCUUGCAAGGUAUGGCAUUAGACCGACCUUGGUCGACGACAGAGCGGACAAGACGACUACAGGUAGAGCAGAUGGCUUGCAGCCGAAGACUAUUGAGACUUUUCGGCAAUUGGGACUAGCAGAUGACUUGCUGCGAAAGGGUGUCAAGAUUUACGACAUAUGCUUCUGGAAUUCGACGGCACUACAGACGCUACGGCGCAUGCGGAGGGUGGAGCAUUACCCAAAUUCGCUCGAUGUCCUUGAUCCCUUCAUCCUUCUUGUGCAUCAGGGUAUGGUAGAGGAUGUUUUCCUGAAAGACAUGGCACAACGAGGUGUGCAUGUACUUCGAUCAUUCGCAUGUACAGGCUUUACCAAAAGUUCGAAGCAUCUCACAGUCGAAGUUCAAUCUCAAGGUAUUGAGCAAAAUACGAAGACGCUAAAGACACAAUAUCUUGUUGGCUGUGAUGGCGCUCACUCUAAAGUUCGCAAAGCCAUUUCCGGUGCAGUCAUGGAAGGGCUUAGGGCUUAG
Messenger RNA from Lithohypha guttulata, 666 nucleotides. RefSeq lists its product as uncharacterized. The record is from RefSeq and is a predicted model, not a curated record. Bases 1 to 666 code for a protein of 221 amino acids. Gene Ontology annotation, molecular function: oxidoreductase activity; FAD binding. The transcript has 2 exons. NCBI's taxonomy places the organism in Eukaryota, Fungi, Ascomycota, Eurotiomycetes, Chaetothyriales, Trichomeriaceae.